AUGGCGACCGCGGCCUCCAAAGAUUCCCCUGAGGGUCAGAAAAAGAAGACCCCCAGUGCCUUCCGCUCUAUUCUCGCUGGGUCAACCGCUGGCGCAGUUGAGAUUGCCAUUACCUACCCUGCCGAAUUCGCCAAGACUCGUUCCCAGCUCAAUACCAGGUUAGCCGAGGGCCAGAAGCUCCCAUGGCCACCGUUUGGCAAGCAAUGGUAUGCGGGAUGUACGACACUGAUCAUUGGAAAUUCUGCCAAGGCCGGCAUUCGAUUCGUCGCAUUUGAUCAGUACAAGCGAAUGCUUGCCGACUCCGAUGGAAAACUUAGCGGUCCCCGAACUGUGAUCGCCGGCUUCGGUGCUGGUGUGACAGAGUCUCUGCUUGCUGUGACGCCGACAGAGAGCAUCAAGACAACGCUCAUUGAUGACCGAAAGUCGGCCAAACCACGAAUGCGCGGCUUCCUCCAUGCCGUCCCCAUCAUCGCUCGCGAAAGAGGUAUUGCCGGAUUCUUCCAGGGCUUUGUCCCUACGACCCUUCGCCAGUCAGCCAACUCCGCUGUUCGGUUCAGUACCUACACCACGCUUCGCCAGCUCGCCGAAUCAUGGAUAGCUCCAGGAGAGAAGCUCGGAACUAUAUCUACUUUCACCAUCGGCGGUAUGGCAGGUACUGUCACCGUUGCCGUCACCCAACCCCUCGACACCAUUAAGACGCGAAUGCAGAGCAUUGAAGCCAAGCAGCUUUAUGGGAGCACGAUCAAGUGUGCGGUGUCCAUCUUCAAGAAUGAGGGUGUGCUCACAUUCUGGAGCGGCGCACUACCUAGGCUUGCCAGGUUGGUGAUGAGCGGCGGUAUCGUAUUCACCAUGUACGAAAAGAGUAUGGAGUUGAUGAACAGGCUGGACCCGGAGAUGAAGUACAUCUAG
Molecule: messenger RNA, 909 nt
Organism: Clonostachys rhizophaga
Lineage: Eukaryota; Fungi; Ascomycota; Sordariomycetes; Hypocreales; Bionectriaceae
Source: the annotation of a GenBank genome assembly